Molecule: messenger RNA, 1374 nt
Organism: Galeopterus variegatus (Sunda flying lemur)
Lineage: Eukaryota; Metazoa; Chordata; Mammalia; Dermoptera; Cynocephalidae
Product: chromosome unknown open reading frame, human C16orf46
Exons: 3
Coding region: 110-1330 (406 amino acids)
Source: RefSeq, a predicted model, not a curated record
GAUUUUAUUCAUUCCCUUUGAUGUCAUAUUGGAAAAAAGUAGGAUGUCCAAAGAUAUUUGACCUUCCAUAGGAAGAAGAUGUUAAAAACUUUAAGCAACCAUCACAGUAAUGGAUUUCUGUCCGAAAAAUGAGACUGAUUUAGAAAAUAGUGAAAAUAAUGAAAUUCGAAGCACAGAAGAAACAGAACUAACCUGUACUUGUCCAGAUGAAAGAAGUGAAAAGAAUCAUAUUUGGUGUCUUCUUAAUAUCAGUGACAUUACACUUGAACAAGAUGAAAAAGCCCAUGAGUUUAUUAUUGGAACUGGAUGGGAAGAAGCAGUCCAAGGCUGGGGAAGGACUUCUCCAACUGCCUGCAUCUGGUCGAGGAAGAAACCAAAAAAGGCGAGGGUAGGAGAAAGUGCCAGCAGCAGCUGUUUACUCUGUGUCAGUCUCUCCCAAGGGAACCUUGAGGCCAGGCCUUUGAUGGAGGCUGGGAAAUUGGGGGCAGGGGCUAUGGCUGAGGCAAGCCUGGAGAAAGAUCGGAGCAGCCCCUCCCAGAUUCAGGAGCAGCCCCAGAGUCCUAAGACUGCUUCCAGGGAGAUUAGCAAAAUCUGCUUUCCCACCUACAUUCACAAAGAGAAAAAAAGUCUACAAAUGAAGCAAUAUAUUUGGUGCACAGAAGACUGGGUCAUCCCUGAGACUACCAGGGGAAAGGCCCUCAAGAGUCCCAGUGGAGGCACUGACAGAGAGCUCUCCGACUCAGACUCCUUGGUUUCCAGAGCCCUCUCAGUUCUGCCUCCCCUGAAAGCUUCACCACAAAACGGCUUGGAUGUUAUGGGUAAGGAGAGUAAGAACUUUCUCUUGCAGUCAGAAGAGAAGGUACUUUGUGUGGAAAAGGAUGAGCGUAUGGCUUGUGCAUAUGGAUUGAAAAUGGUUGACAGGAAAAGUGAAAAGAGACCCACUGAGCUGGCCAAGCACCUUAAGGUCAACAACAUGCUGCCCUUCCCUUCCCCAGCAGCCCGGACAUCCAUGCUGGCCAACCCUGAGCGGUGCUGCCUGCACUGGUCCCUCCUGCCUGAGAAAAACCUGGUGUGCCCUCCCAACCCCAUCAGCAUUCGCUAUCUUGCCACCCUGCAGCUUUUACAGAAACAGGGAGUGCAAAACUACAAAGCCAAAUUCAAAGUCAAGGAGCCAAGACCUCUCCUGAACACCCAAAAGCAUGUUCUCACAGAGGCCAAGCAGGAAAACAGGCCCCAAACACUGGAGACCAAAGUGUUUCCAAGACCUCUCUUGCCGCCCCUCACAGUGAGCAGAGUUGCUAUUCAUGUCUCCACUCACAGACUCCUCUGAGUUGUACAGUAGAAUUCCCUGGCAAUAAGUACUGCUCAGAAUUC